Messenger RNA from Acanthosepion pharaonis, 852 nucleotides. The record is from the annotation of a GenBank genome assembly. NCBI's taxonomy places the organism in Eukaryota, Metazoa, Mollusca, Cephalopoda, Sepiida, Sepiidae.
AUGUUCUUUCUUUGUGGCGUUAAAUUCCUUCCUUUUUCUAUACAAACGUGUUUCAGUCUUUUCGAAUAUCUUAUUCAAUUUUUUAUUUCCGUUUUCAUUAGUUUUGCUUUCCACCUUAUACGUUUAUUCCUUCUUUAUUCUCUUCUUUUGAUUGUUUCCUUUUCUUUUUUCGUCUUCAUUUCUUUAUUAACUUAUUUUGAUUUUCUUUUCUUUUUUCGUCUUAAUUUCUUCAUUUGCUUUUUUGUUUUCUUUAAUUUUUCUUCUUCAUUUCUUUAUUCGCUUCUUUUGAUUGUUUUCUUUACUUUUUCGUUUUCAUUUCUUUAUUCGCUUGUUUUCAUUGUUUUCUUUUCUUUUUUCAUCUACAUUUCUUCAUUCACUUUUUUUGAUUUUCUUUUCUUUUUCCUUUUAAUUUCUUUGUUUUCUUCUUUUGAUUUUUUUCUUUUCUUAUUUCAUCUUCAUUUCUUUAUUCGCUUCUUUUGCUUGUUUUCUUUUCUUUUGUCGUCUUUAUUUCUUUUUUCUCUUCUUUUGUUUGUUUUCUUUUCUUUUUUCGUCUUCAUUUCUUUAUUCUCUUCUUUUGAUUGUUUUCUUUUCUUUUUUCUUUCUAUUUUUGUUUGUUUUUUUUCUUUUUUCGUCUUUAUUUCUUUAUUCUCCUUUUUUCAUUGUUUUUUCUUUUUUCGUCUUCAUUACUUUAUUCUCUUCUUUUCAUUGUUUUCUUUUCUUUUUUCGUCCUCAUUUCUUUAUUCGCUUCUUUUUGACUGUUUUCUUUUCUUUUUAAUCUUCAUUUCUUCAUUCGCUUCUUUUCAUUGUUUUCUUUUCUUUUUUCGUCUUUAUUUCUUUAUUCGCUUCUUUUGA